Molecule: messenger RNA, 666 nt
Organism: Rotaria sordida
Lineage: Eukaryota; Metazoa; Rotifera; Eurotatoria; Philodinida; Philodinidae
Source: the annotation of a GenBank genome assembly
AUGUUGACAAGCUUAUCAAUUGAUCAUACAUUAUUAAAGCCUGAUGCAACAUUAAAACAAAUCGAUCAAUUAUGUGCGGAAGCUAUUGAGAAUAAAUUUGCUACAGUGUGUAUUCAACCAUGUCAUGUGAAAUAUGUUGCCGAUAACUAUGCAGUACGUAUUUGUACUGUUAUUGGUUUUCCACUUGGUACAACAACAACUCAAACAAAAUUAUUUGAAUGUCAACAAGCAUUAAAUGAUGGUGCACAAGAUAUUGAUAUGGUUAUUAAUAUUGGUAAAGUUAAAGAUGGUAAUUUUGAAUAUGUUAAAAAUGAAAUUGAACAAUUAGCGACAUUAGUACAUUCAUCGGGUAAAAAUAAAAUUCUUAAAGUUAUUAUUGAAGCAUGUUUAUUAAAUGAUAAUGAAAAACAAAAAUUAUGCCAAAUUGUUGGUGAUGCUGGUGCUGAUUUUAUAAAAACUUCAACAGGUUUUUCAACAGGUGGUGCAACAUUAGAUGAUAUUAAAUUAUUACGUCAAUAUUCACCAAAAAAUGUACAAGUUAAGGCAUCUGGUGGUAUACGUGAUAGUAAUUUUGCAAGAGAAUUAAUACAAGCUGGUGCUACACGUCUUGGAACGUCAUCUGGCGUUGCCUUGAUGAAAGAUAUGCCAUCUACAUCUAAUUAUUAA